AGCAUCCUUCAGGCGGAAGUAGACGUAGGGAAUUUUUUUAAGUUCUUUGACUUGCGCACUAGCUGCUAGGGUGUUGUCGGAUAGUUCUUUUCCUUCAAAAGUUUUUCCAAUGCGGGGGUGACAAAAGUGUUGAGACCGUGGAAGUUUGCAAAAGAGAAGGAGAGGAGAGUGCGCCUUAGAGGGGGAUCAUUAAGGCUGAGGAACCGCUCUUGUACGUGAAAAUCGAGUUACACACUUUUCCGCAUGAUUUUAUUUAUUUUUCCGCGAACACGGUAACAGGAGAGUUACCGCAGAUCCCAGAAGCUGCAGGGAGAGAGGGAACUUGAUUAGUUAUAGAAAGUUUCAACUUCCAGUUAACACGGACUAAACCAUGCGUUUUCUACGCGUUGUGAUCUUAUUGACUUUUUGGGCUGCAUGCAGCCAUUGUGCAAUGGAUGAAUGUGUGGACGAAUCCGCUCGGCCUCAACGGUGCAUGCCCGAGUUCGUCAACGCCGCUUUCAAUGUAACCGUGGUAGCUACCAACACUUGCGGCUCCCCUCCCGAAGAAUACUGUGUACAGACCGGAGUGACAGGGGUCACGAAGUCGUGCCACAUCUGCAAUGCCAGGGACCCUAAGCAACAUCAUAGCGCUGUGUACCUCACUGAUUAUAACAACCAAAUGGAUACCACCUGGUGGCAAAGUCAAACUAUGUUGGCAGGCAUCCAGUAUCCCAACUCCAUCAAUCUGACGCUUCACUUGGGCAAGUCCUUUGACAUCACCUAUGUGCGCCUCAAGUUCCACACCAGCCGCCCGGAGAGCUUCGCCAUCUACAAGCGCACCAGUGAGGAUGGGCCAUGGGUCCCAUACCAGUACUACAGCGGCUCCUGCCAGAAGACCUACAGCAAGAUGAACCGCGGCUUCAUCCGCACCGGCGAGGACGAGCAGCAGGCCCUCUGCACAGACGAGUUCAGCGACAUCUCCCCCCUCACCGGAGGAAACGUGGCCUUCUCCACGCUCGAGGGACGCCCCAGUGCAUACAACUUCGAUAACAGCCCCACCCUGCAGGAAUGGGUGACCGCCACAGACAUCCGGGUGACCCUGAACAGGCUCAACACGUUCGGAGACGAGGUGUUCAAUGACCCCAAGGUCCUCAAGUCCUACUACUACGCCAUCUCGGACUUUGCCGUGGGCGGAAGGUGCAAGUGCAAUGGCCAUGCCAGCGAGUGUGAGAAGACUGCGUACAGCAGCAAGCUGGUGUGCAACUGCAAGCACAACACAGAAGGAGAUGACUGCCAAAGAUGCCAGCCCUUCUACAAUGACCGCCCCUGGAGGAGAGGAACGGCCGAGAACCCCAACGAGUGCUUGCCUUGUAACUGCAAUGGCAAGAGUUCCGAGUGCUACUUCGACUCGGAGCUGUACCGCGCCACCGGCCACGGAGGCCACUGCCGCAACUGCGCCGACAACUUCGACGGGCCCAACUGCGAGCGCUGCCUGGACAAUUACUACCGGGAGGCAACUGGCAGCCGGUGCCUGCAGUGCGGCUGUAACUCCGUGGGUUCGCUGAGCACCCAGUGUGACCCCACAGGGCGCUGCAGCUGCAAGCCAGGGGUGAUGGGGGAUAAGUGCGACCGCUGCCAGCCGGGAUUCCACACCCUGACCGAGGCAGGCUGCAGACCCUGCUCCUGUAACCCUUCCGGAAGCACACAGGAGUGUGAUGUGCAGACGGGACGCUGCCAGUGCAAGGACAAUGUGGAAGGCUUCAGCUGUGACAGGUGUAAGCUGGGCUACUUCAACUUGGACCCCCAGAACCCUCAGGGCUGCACCCCCUGCUUCUGCUUCCAGCACUCGUCGGUGUGUGACAGCGCCGAAGGCUACAGCAUCGACACCAUCACCUCUACCUUCGACCGCGGUGACGAGCAGUGGACAGCCCAGCGCAGGGACACCUCUAGUGCUGACGUCCAGUGGUCUCCCAGCACACAGGACAUCUCUCUCAUCUCAGAGGACUACUUCCCCAUUUAUUUUGUGGCUCCAGAAAAGUUCCUGGGUAGUCAGCUGCUAAGCUUUGCCCAGAAUCUAACAUUCAACUUCCGCUCGGACCGCCGUGAUACCCGCCUCUCAGCAGAGGAUGUCGUACUUGAGGGAGCCGGACUUCGCGUCACUGUGCCGCUCAUUGCCCAGGGCAACGCCUACCCAGAGGAGACCUACAAGACUUAUGUGUUCAGGCUCCAUGACACCACUGACUAUCCGUGGAGGCCCAACCUUGGUCCCGGUGACUUCCAGAAGCUCCUGCACAACCUGACGGCCAUCAAAAUCCGGGGCACCUACAGUGAGAGAAGUGCCGGCUACCUUGAUACUGUUGCCCUGACGACGGCCCGCCGAGGCCCUGGCACCCCUGCCCGCUGGGUAGAGAAGUGCACCUGCCCCCAGGGCUACGUGGGGCAGCACUGCGAGCAAUGCACUCUGGGAUACCGGAGGGCCAACCCUGAGCUGGGCCUUUUCAGCCCUUGCGAACGCUGCAAUUGCAAUGGCCACAGUGAUAGCUGUGACCCAGUGACUGGAAUGUGUGAGUGCCAGCACAACACAGCUGGAUUGAGCUGCGAGAGAUGCAAGGACGGUUUCUAUGGCGACUCCACCGUGGGCACCUCCUCUGACUGCAAGCCCUGCCCGUGCCCAGGAGGCGCCACCUGUGCCGUCGUGCCCAAGACCAGAGAGGUGGUGUGCACCAACUGCCCUGUUGGCACCACCGGCAAGCGCUGUGAGCUGUGUGACGACGGCUUUUUCGGGGACCCCCUGGGCCAGGACGGGCCUGUGAGGGCAUGCCGCGCCUGUACCUGCAGCGAAAACAUCGACCCCAACGCCGUGGGCAACUGUAACCGGGAGACUGGCGAGUGCCUCAAGUGCAUCUACAACACCGACGGCUUCUUCUGUGACCGCUGCAAAGAGGGUUUCUUUGGCAACGCUCUGGCCAGCAACCCUGCCGAGAAGUGCAGAGCCUGCGCCUGCUCCCCCUACGGUACUGUGGAUCAGCAGACCUCCUGUCUGCAGGUCACCGGGCAGUGCCAGUGUCUCCCCCACGUGACCAACCGUGAUUGCAGCGCCUGUGAUCCCGGAUUCUACAACCUGCAGAGUGGCAAGGGUUGCGACAGAUGCAAUUGCAGCCCGAUUGGCUCGACCAGCGGUCAGUGUGACAUCCUUAGCGGCCAGUGUGAGUGCCAGCCAGGAGUCACAGGUCAACAGUGUGACCGCUGUGAGGUCAACUUCUUUGGAUUUGGCUCGUCCGGCUGCAAACCCUGCGACUGUGACCCAGAGGGUUCCCAAACGGCGCAGUGCAAGGAAGACGGCCGCUGCGAGUGCCGCUCCGGCUUCGUGGGCGCUCGCUGCGACAUGUGCGAGGAGAACUACUUCUACAACCGCUCCACCCCUGGCUGCCAGCAGUGCCCCAACUGCUACGGCCUGGUCAGGGACAAGGUGAACCAGCAGAGGCAGAAGCUGCACGACCUGCAGACUCUGAUUGACAACCUUGGCACGAGUACGGAGACGGUCAGUGACAAGGCGUUUGAGGCGCGGCUCAAAGAAGCAGAGAAGGCCAUCAUGGACCUGUUGGAGGAGGCCCAGAGCAGCAAAGAUGUGGACGAAGGCCUGUUGGAACGUCUCAACAACAUCAACAACACCCUGUCUACCCAGUGGAACCGGCUGCAGAACAUCCGCAACACGGUGGACAACACAGGCACGCAGGCGGAGAAGGCCCAGAAGCGCGUUCAGGAUGCCGAGAGCCUGAUCGACAGAGCUCGCCAGGAGCUGGACAAGGCCAAGGAUGCCAUCAGUAAAGUGGACAUCAAACCACUCACAACCGCUGGAGGUCCAAACAACAUGACUCUUCUGGCAGAGGAGGCCCGCAACCUGGCUGACAAACAUAAAAUGGAUGCAGAUCAGAUCGAGAAGAUUGCCAAAGACGCAAACGACACAUCUACCAAGGCAUACAAUCUGCUGAAGAAGACCCUGGAUGGCGAGGGAAAGACCAGCAAUGACAUAGAUGAGCUGAACAGGAAAUACACUGAGGCCAAGGAUCUGGCAAAGAACCUGGAAAAGCAGUCUAACAAGGUGUUGGCUGAGGCAGAGGAGGCAGGAGACAAAGCCAACAAGAUUCUGGCCAACGUCACAAGCUUACCACCCUUCGACACCAAAUCACUGGAGGAUGAAGCCAGCAAGAUCAAGAAGGAGGCGUCAGACCUGGACAAGCUCAUCGACAAGACGGAGAAGGAGUACAACGACCUGAGGGAAGACCUCCGGGGCAAAGAGUCAGAGGUUCGCAAACUGCUGGACAAGGGCAAGACCGAGCAGCAGACGGCGGACCAGUUGCUUGCCCGUGCAGAUGCUGCCAAGGCCCUGGCUGAGGAGGCUGCCAAGAAAGGCAGGUCCACGUACCAGGAGGCUCAGGACAUCCUCACCAACCUCAGAGAUUUCGAUAAGAGGGUGAACGACAACAAGACGGCGGCAGAAGAGGCCAUGAAGCGUAUCCCAGAAAUCAAUGCAACUAUUAUUGCAGCCAAUGAGAAGACCAAGCAGGCUGAAUCGGCACUUGGCAAUGCAGCAUCCGACGCCAAGGACGCCAAGGCUAAAGCCGAGGAAGCAGAGAAGAUCGCCAGUGCUGUGCAGAAGGGCUCAGCAAAGACGAAGGCAGAGGCAGAAAAGGCCUUUGAGGACACCAAGAAACUGGAUGGAGAGGUGGACAGCAUGCUGGAACAGCUGUCGGCUGCUGAGAACGAGCUGAAGAAGAAGAAGGCCGAGGCUGACCAGGACAUGAUGAUGGCUGGCAUGGCAUCAGACAAUGCUAAAGAUGCUGAGGACAAUGCCCGCAAAGCCAAGAGUGCAGUCAGGAUGGUUCUCCACACAAUCAAUGAAUUACUGAAGCAGCUAGGCAACAUUGACAAAGUGGACCUGAGCAAGCUGGAGCAGAUUGACGGCUCCCUGAAGCAGGCCAAGGAGAAGAUGAACAGCAGCGAGCUGGACAAGAAGCUGAAGGAGCUGGACAGCGUGGCCAAGGACCAGGAGAUGAUGAUCAGUGACUACGACCGGCAGAUCCGUGAGAUCCACGCAGACAUCGCCAACCUCAACGACAUCAAGAACACGCUACCUGACGGCUGCUUCAACACCCCGUCGAUUGAGAAGCCUUAACUUCUUCUCCCGGCCUCCUCCUUCUCCUCUUCCUCCUCCUUUCUCCAUGCCCCUCUGUUCUUGUUUUUACCACUCCUUCCACCACCUGUCUUGGGCAAAAAAAAAUCGCCACGUUUUACCAAAAUAGGUUUUAUUUUGUCUUUGUGUUUUUUUUUGUUUUUGUGUUGUUUUUUUGGUUAUGUGUUUUACUUGUCUAAUUUUUUUUUUUUUUUUUUUUUUUAAGAGAGAAGCCAGCGUUUCAGACUGAUGAUGAUUUUCACGGUCGAAAUGGGAGACCAGCAGCUUUUCUCUGUAAAAAUUCUGCCAUUUUAAGUACAGAAGACGUGAAAACGACUAAAACUAAAUGGUCACCACCGCCCGUGCCACCCCAUACCCCCUGGCAGGCUGGCGCUGAGGGGGAGGGGUUGAGAGGGAGGGUAGGGUAGGGCCCCUCGGAGCUGAACAGACACCCACAUGACUGCACCACUUCCAGACUCUUCCACACUCCACCCACAGUUCGCUACCCCUCACCCCCAACGACCCCUCCAUCUCCGAAGGAAUGUCCCGUCGUUUAGCCCAUCACUCCAGGCAGAAGGACAUGCUGGGUUUGGUUGGGAUUUUUUUUUGGGGGGGGGGGGGGGGGGAGGAAGUCAGUGUUUUUUGUUUUUGUUUUCUUUUUCUUUGUUUUUUUUUUUUUUUUUUCAAAGACCUGCAGUACCGUAUGUGCCAUGCCAUUGUCUGUGUUACCCCUGCCUCAUUUCAGAACUAGCAGUGAAGGAAUCGUCUUUUGCUUUUCUGCUGUCAGAUAUGCCUCCGGCCUUUCCCUCGGGAGACCGGCCAGGUGUGUGAUGACUGUGGAGAACAUACGUCUGGCUUACACCUGGCUCAUUGAACAACAGUAUUCCACCUGUCCUUUCCUCAUCGCCCGCUCCCACACUCCGGAGAGUCUUGUUAUUGGGCGGCUACUCCUGCUCUCCUGCUUUUCAGGCAUGUUUGUAUUUGUCGACGAUCCACUACGGUUUGAAAUUGUCAUGUGAUUACUUGUUUUUAACACUACAAAAGCAUAUUUUAUUUGUCUUGUUCUUUUUUUUGCCGAAGCUGCUGCUUAAUACAGGUGUACUGCAAAUCACACAUUAACAAAAGGCAAAAUCCCACACUAUGCAACUUUGUACAUUUGCGUAGCAAGACUUUAUCUGAUACACUGGUGCUAAUUAUUAUUUCAAAUGUUAUAUUUUUGUGUGAAUGUUUUUUUUAUUAUGAUAUAGAGUGAGGACUUGUUAUUUGUGUAAAUAAGUGCGUAAAUGAUUCAGGACUGGCUGAUUUUACAACCCAAGACCCAACCAGCCACCUCGUAUAGAUUCACAAAGAAAAAUCAGCGGAAACCUCCACGUAAUAUAUAAAUAUCUAAUAAGGUCUGUGGUAUAAUAUGCUUGCUUGUAUACAUGGCUCAGUGUUGUUGCCUCAUAGCUCUGCCAUUUUAUUUUAUUUUUGUGUUUAAAGAAAUUUCAGUGGGUGGUUAAUAAUUAUUGAAAAGAGUCUUUGGUAAGCAGAACCUCUUCUAUAAACAUUGACUGACAAACCCAGCCUCACCUUUGAGUUAGCGUGGCCUUUCCCUACAUCCACUGUAUGCCUAACAUUUCAUUUUACUGAAUUAUAUGCUUGAAUUAAGACAAAUAAGCUUGGUCAUGUUGCUAGUUAACCAUUUUUAUUAGUGUUUUGUGCCUUAAUCUUCGGACGUAUACUUCACUGAGUCCUAACGUUUUGUGUUCUUGACAAAGGCAUCAAAUCUAAAUUUUAAAAAAAAAUACAUUUUCACUGAUGUCCUCAAAUUUCAAUCUAAAAGCAGGGAACUUCCUGAGAGGUCCAUACCAACACCAUACAUCUGUUUUUUCAUCACAAAAGGAUUUAGCAUUUCAAUCUAUUUAGUAAACAAAAUAGCUCAAAAUAGCCUCCAUCAGCUCCCUUUUUGACAAGCAUUUACUUAAGUUACAAACCUCUCAUGUUAAGUAGUGAUUUUUUUUUAUUUUAUUUUUUUUGUUGAAGUUAGCAAAAGACAAGCUCUUUAGUACCACUUUGACUUACCUUGUCUUGAUAAGGUCUCCCAGCCACUGGUGAAAAGAUUUGCAACACAUACAAUUUUUAUGUAUAAAACAGUAUUUCUAAUUUAUAAUGUACCAAGUAUUUGUAAUCUGUUGUUGUUAAGUAUGUGUGUGUAAUGCAGUCUUUUUGUGGUCCUUACCUAUGGAGGAUACUACUGUAUUUAUCAGCAUCUGUGUAUGUCAAGGUAGUCUUUUUACACAAACCCAAAAGGACCCGAAAACACCCUGCUUGUUACCCCCAUUUGCCUGUAAAUCAAAUCGUAACAUUUGAAUAAUAAACAAUUGUUAUUACCGGA
Molecule: messenger RNA, 7529 nt
Organism: Alosa sapidissima (American shad)
Lineage: Eukaryota; Metazoa; Chordata; Actinopteri; Clupeiformes; Clupeidae
Gene: lamc1
Product: laminin, gamma 1
Exons: 28
Coding region: 371-5155 (1594 amino acids)
Molecular function (GO): extracellular matrix structural constituent
Source: RefSeq, a predicted model, not a curated record